Parathielavia appendiculata is the source of this 2298-nucleotide messenger RNA. RefSeq lists its product as uncharacterized. Gene Ontology annotation, cellular component: cytoplasm. Gene Ontology annotation, molecular function: zinc ion binding; ubiquitin protein ligase activity. NCBI's taxonomy places the organism in Eukaryota, Fungi, Ascomycota, Sordariomycetes, Sordariales, Chaetomiaceae. The record is from RefSeq and is a predicted model, not a curated record. The transcript has 2 exons. Bases 1 to 2298 code for a protein of 765 amino acids. Gene Ontology annotation, biological process: Ras protein signal transduction; protein ubiquitination.
AUGCCGCCGUACUAUUACCAUCUCAAGUUCGAGUUGUACGCGACCGGCGACCCGACGACCGACGCAAGUGCUGCCAAUCAAACAGUCGUCAACAACAGCGGCGACCGACCCUACCGAGACGAUAUCUGGAUACCCUCUCCCGGCGCGAGCAUCUUUGACGACUUGCCGUCCCAUCCGCGGAGGAACCGACAGCAGCCAAUACCGCACCGCUGGCAGCAGUGGAAGAGGGGGCUUGACAACGGGGUUUUUGGCUUUGGCGGCGGCGAGGACGGCGGUGGCUAUAGCGGAGUGAAGGGUAACGCGGCUGGGACGUACGGUAUUGCUGCUGCCGGGACGAACUCGCGCGUGAUUGACUGCGGUGCGCAGCGAGGCAGGACUCACGAAACCGACGGAUACGUGGGGCGGCCGAGCGAGAGGCGAGCUCGGGAACGGUCGCCUCCGCCGAGGGUCGCGGACGGGAUUGGUGCGGACAAGGCCGUUAAUGACUGGCGGUUUGGGACGGUAAGGAUCGAGAGCUUCGAUCUUGCUGCUGCUGAACUCACCGAGGAGGGGUACAAGGCGGGGAAUACCGAGACGGCCAGUAAGCGGGAGGGCGACAGCGUGAUGCAGACGGCUACGCCUGCGGCUAGUUUGGGGCCGAACUUGGGUGGGAUGGGGCUGGCGACCAAGGCGAGGUAUGUCCCGCUCGAGACGAAGAAUACCGAGGCUGGGUGGGGAAUCGUGCACUUGUAUCGUGAGCGGGAUGAGUCGAGUGCUAUGGCGGGAGCGCCGGAGGUGUUGGGUGGGCUUGCAGAAGGGGCCAGUCAGGGACAGGAUGGGAGCGCGGGCGACGACGAGGGCACGAUUCUGUGCAUCCCCGCUGUCCCCAGCUACAUGUCCCCGAGCGACUUCUUGGGUUUCAUCGGGGAGAAGUGGAGGGGAUAUGUCACCCAUUACCGGAUGAUCAUGACCAGCAGGAUGAGCCGCUACAUGGUCCUGAUGAAGUUUCGAGAUAACAGGAGGGCGAGAGAGUGGCGAAAGGAGUUCGAUGGAAAGCCGUUUGAUAGCGUGGAGACUGAAAUCUGCCAUGUGACCUUCAUCAAAUCGAUCACGGUCGAGACGCCAGGACAGACUAGCACGCAGCGAAAACACUCCGAGGGCAACAACGACCAUUUCUCGCCAACGUCCCCCGUCAGCUCGCUUAAACCCUUCCCACCUCCUACUCCGAACCUUAUCGAGUUGCCUACUUGUGCCGUAUGCCUCGAGCGCAUGGAUGACACGACAGGCUUGAUGACUAUACUCUGCCAGCAUGUCUUCCACUGCACAUGUCUACAAACGUGGAAAGGCUCGGGGUGUCCCGUCUGCCGGGCGACGAACCCUAAGCCUACCCAUGACUACGAUCUUGAGAACCCCUACUCUCAGCCCUUCGGCUCCGGUGUGGCCAACAUCUGCAACAACUGCAACUGCACCGACGACCUGUGGAUUUGCCUCAUCUGCGGCAAUGUUGGCUGCGGUCGCUACAACGGGGGGCAUGCCAAGGAGCACUGGAAGCUGACAGCGCACAGCUUCAGCCUCGAGCUCGAGACUCAGCACGUUUGGGAUUAUGCAGGCGACAUGUGGGUGCACCGACUGAUCCGCGACAAGGGCGACGGCAAGAUUGUCGAGCUGCCGCGCCACAGCAACAACACUAGCGACCGCCAGCCCGGGGGUGGCGCAGCCCAAGAGGAUGUCGUCCCUCGCGCCAAGCUCGACAGCAUCGGCAUGGAGUAUACGCACUUGCUCACCAGCCAACUGGAAAGCCAACGCAUUUACUUUGAGGAGAUGGUCAUCAAGGCGGCAGAUAAAGCGGCCAAGGCGUCGGCUGCGGCGGAGUCGGCGUCGGAUCAAGCCGCCGAGGCGCUGAAGCAGCUCGCUUCGCUGCGCGAGGAGCACCGCGUGCUCAAGAACGAGACGGUGCCCUCUUUGGAACGAGAACUCGCACGAGAGAAGAGCCGUGCGGCCAAGUCGGCGGAGCUGGCGCGCGGCCUGGGCAAGGCGCUGCAGGAGGAGAAGGAGGUCAGCGCGGGGCUGAUGAAGAGGAUUGAGCACCUCAAGGCGGAGUCGGAGGGGAACGGGAAGAUGCUGGAGCAGCUGAGGGCAGAGAACGAGGAGCUCAAGGAGAUGAAUCGGGAUUUAACCAUGUUUAUCAGUGGGCAGGAGAAGCUGAGAGAGAUGGAGAAGGAGGGGAUGGUUGAGCAGGGGGAGUUGGAGGAGGGCACGGUUGGGGUUGCGGAGGGGAGCGGCGGAGGGAAGAGGAAGGGAAAGGGGAGGAAGAGGUGA